AUUAAUAGUACUCUAAAUAAUGGAAGGCUGGAACUCCUUUAUGUCACCCUUUUUUUUAAUGUUCAUGAUUAGUAAGCGACCAUGGUCACUCGUCUGCAUUUGCAGGACAGUGAUUUGGGAUAUCUUCUAUCAUUCUUGCCAUUUUUCUGCCCCAAGAUGGAAUCUGUUAAAUCCUCCAAUCUGACUCCAAGUAGUAAGAGUAGAUUGGCACGUGCUUUUACCAAAGUACUUCACGUCCGAGCUCUAACUGGGAUAGGUCCCGUUCAUGGAAUUCAGAAAGUUAAACCACAAGAAAGGAUCAGUGAUGAUUGCACAGCAAGUAGAAGUACGGGUAGUCAAUCUGAGUCUUUUGAUAGUGGUGAAGAAGAGUUUCAGAACAGAGUCCAAUUGCAAGCAUUGGUUGCCAAAUUGUUUGCUAGCAUCUCAUCAGUCAAAGCUGCAUAUGCCCAGUUACAGUAUGCUCAAUCCCCUUAUGAUGCAGAAGGCAUUCAAGGCGCUGAUCACUGUAUUGUCUCAGAAUUGAAAGUGUUGUCUGAAUUGAAACAGUGUUACCUUAAAAAACAGUUUGAUCCUUCACCUGAAACCACAAUGCUCUUAGCUGAAAUUCAGGAGCUAAAGAGUCUUGUGGGAACAUAUCACAUAAUGGGGAAAAUAUUGGAAGCGCAAGCAAGACUGAAAGGUUCUGAAAUCGUGUCUCUUGGAGAGAAGAUUGAGGAAAUUAAAAAACAGAAUAGGUUGCUCGAGAAGCGUUUAGAUCGAAGUGGGCUGUUUUCUGUCACCGGUGAUCACUUAUCAGGAGUCAACACUAGUCAUUUCAUUAAAGUUCUUGGACAUACAAUUAAGUCUGUUGGAAGUUUUGUCCGGAUGAUGGUGGAUGAAAUGAAAUCUUCUGGUUGGGAUGUUCAUGCAGCUGCGACAGAAAUUGAACCCGAUGCUGUUUAUUGGCAUGAUAAUCAUAGGCGCUUUGCAUUCGAGACGUAUGUUUUCAGGGAAAUGUUCGAUUCCUUCCAUAAACUCAACUUUGCCCUUCCAAAUGAAUCCUUGCCGGAAGAAAGGAAACAGAAGCAGUUUUUCCUUGCAAGAUUUAUGGAGAUGAAGCUUAGGAAAGCAAAGGAUUUCCUUUCACAAAAUCCUAAAUCAACCUUUGCCAAGUUUUGUCGAGUUAAGUACUUGAGGCUCAUUCACCCCAAGAUGGAAUCAUCAUUAUUCGGUAAUUUGGACCAGAGAGGCCUAAUCAGCUCCGGUCAAUUCCCCGACACAACCUUCUUUAGCACAUUUGCAGAAAUGGCAAGAUGGGUAUGGCUCCUGCAUUCAUUAGCUUACUCCAUUAAACCGGAGGCCUCCAUCUUUCAAGUAAGGAAGGGAUGCCGAUUCUCUGAGGUCUACAUGGAAAGUGUCAUUGAUGAAGUGUACCUUUCACCUAAUGCCGACCCAGUUGUGGCACUUACUGUCAUUCCUGGCUUCAUAAUUGGUAAAACUAUAAUCCAAUGCCGGGUCUAUCUCUCACAGUAAUUUAUUAUUUAUGAGUAUCAACUAAUAAUUCAUAGUAUUGGCCCCUUCAACUCAAAGAUCAAGCUGUUUAACAAUUUAUUAUGUCUCGAAUUUGGACAAGUUGCUGCACAUACUGUGACGGAGAGACAAAACAUCCUACCUCGGCAAGGCAAUCCAAACGAGUAAGUGCAAUUUUCUAGCCAUUUUGAAGAGAAACCGCGUGGACUGAAGUGUUUUAGAUUAGUUGGCAUAUUUAUCUUGACUGAAAACCAUCCCAUCAAGUUUUGUUAAUAUCAUAUUAGGUCGGUGACAGAGGGUUGGUCUAGCUGUUGUGCAACACAACCAGACAUCAUUGCAUGUACAUAUAAAUAGCAAUAAGUAUUAUAUAAUUACAUGUAUAGUUAGAUCGAUGGGACAUGAGACAAAUAUCUCAUUUUUUACAUUACAUCUCUUCUCUCAUAGUCUAAUUAUUCGAGUCCUUGGAUUCUCUGCUAAGCUGCAACAUAUUGCCAAAAUUCUGUGUUAUGUACGUAUCUCUUUGUUUUGAUAUUGCAAGUGGGAUGCUUUGCUUUCCCAGUUCCAAGAAUCUUUAAUAGUAUGUAGUGGUUUGUUU
Messenger RNA from Cucurbita pepo subsp. pepo (vegetable marrow), 2104 nucleotides. RefSeq names its product protein GRAVITROPIC IN THE LIGHT 1. NCBI's taxonomy places the organism in Eukaryota, Viridiplantae, Streptophyta, Magnoliopsida, Cucurbitales, Cucurbitaceae. The record is from RefSeq and is a predicted model, not a curated record. Gene Ontology annotation, biological process: negative gravitropism; response to red or far red light.